Messenger RNA from Ceratitis capitata (Mediterranean fruit fly), 1713 nucleotides. RefSeq names its product 27 kDa hemolymph protein. NCBI's taxonomy places the organism in Eukaryota, Metazoa, Arthropoda, Insecta, Diptera, Tephritidae. The transcript is spliced from 2 exons. The coding region runs from base 128 to 1075 and encodes 315 amino acids. The record is from RefSeq and is a predicted model, not a curated record.
AUUGUGUAUUUCUACCUACCACCCGAGCAGUUUGAAACGGGACACGCAUAACGAUAGUUGAAGAAAUACGCUUAAACGGCAGGAAAGAGACAAAGACCGAAAAAAAUAAAAUAAAGAAAGAACGGAAAUGUAUAAACCGAAAUUACUCAUUGUGAUCUUCGUCGCCAUUUUGGCGUGUUUCCUGCAAUGUCACAUCCAAGCGGAUCCGGCGGCGGCGAACGAUCAAUUGGAUGUGCUGAAGAACCAGUUCUUGCCGGCAGAGUAUAAAGGACGCAAUUUUACAGUGGAUGAGCUCAAAAAAGUGCUACGCGAGAAGUGCAAGAAAGCUACAGGCGGCGAGGAGAACUCCACGCUGUAUCAAGAAAUCGAAAAGGGCACCACCGUACUCACAAGUUGCCUAGCGAGUUUGGUCAAUAUGACUACAUUGCAAAAGGAAAUGGAAGCGGCGCGUCCCAUUGGCGAACUGGACACCGUUUUCAACAAAUAUUGCAACAAAGCGCCCGAAGCCACGAAAUGUUUGCGCGCUUUCAACGACAAAGUGCAACCCUGCCUCAGCGUCAAAGAGAAACAACAGAAUCAGAUACUCUUACGCAUUGCUAAGGGUUUACUCGAAUUUAUGUGUUCGCGUGGCGGUGAUCCCAUAGCACUGUUUAUAGCCGAGGAGGGUCCUGAGUGCCUGGAGGCGAACCGUGAUGCUAUAAAUAUGUGUUUGAAUAGCUCAUUCCACGAUUUCUUACCAAAAGACCUUAAAGUGCCCGAUCUAUUCGAUUUGCCCGAUUUGAUUUUGGAACCCGGCCAUUGUGUGGAUCUGGAACGCUUUCAGGCUUGCACCAUACACCAUUUGGAGCAAUGUCGUGAGAUUACGCCUGCAAAUUUAGCCGAAUCGAUAUUUAAAUUCAUUAAGAAUGAGACGAGUUGCAAUGAAUAUUUGGUGGCGAAGGCGAAUGAACGUCCGAUUUUGAUGAGGGCGAGUAGCAUGGCUGCCGCCGGCGUGACAAUACAAAGUGUAAAUGGGCUUGGCUUGUUGUUGGGUAGUGGCGUGAUGUUGUUGGUGAGUCGUAUGCUGAAACUGUAGAUCAAAGAGACAUCUUUUUGUGCAAUCGAUGGGAAAUUUUAAGAAAUGUUUAUAUAUUAUGUUUAGUGGAAAAUGUUAGCGGUAAAACACCAUCGAUAAAAACAUCGAUAACGGACUAUAUAUCGUGUGAAAUACCAGAAAACGAAACCUUGUGUAUUUGACUAGAAUUUGCAAAAAAAAAUCGAUAGCAUACAUAAAUAUUAUUGCAUUCUAUCCGUGGAAUGAAUUAAGACAAAUGUUAUCAAUAAUAUUUUCAUAAAAAUCGAUUAUUUAUCGAUAAAUGUUAAUCGAUAACUUGACGUUGGCACUUUUAAAUAAAAACAAAUUUAUGAGGCUAACGAUAUACUAACUUAUUUAUCUAAAUAUAUGUAUCGAUAACUCAUCAAAUAUAAUUACCGAUAUCCAUUUAUCUUAAAAAUUUAGGAAAACAACGUUUUUCUCGUACACUUUAAUAUACUAAUAAUCGAUAAAAUACUAUUGUAUCUAGCGAACAAAGUUUAACUGCCUAAACGAUAGAAUCGGUCAAAUCAAGAAUUGUCACUACUAGUUUUUGAAUUUAAAUUAGUAAAUAAAAUAUCUGUACGUACUUUAUUUAUCGAUUAAUUUAGAAAUAGUUAACGCUCAUAAUUUAUCGAAAA